Owenia fusiformis is the source of this 342-nucleotide messenger RNA. The record is from the annotation of a GenBank genome assembly. Lineage: Eukaryota; Metazoa; Annelida; Polychaeta; Sabellida; Oweniidae.
UUUGGUUAUAAAGGUUUUACUGUAUUGUAUGUUAUAAAAGUGUACAGUUCAGUGCACAACUCCUGCAAGUGUAGGCCCAUGUACAGAUGUAUGAAUGGCCAUCUCAUUUCAGUUGAGCCAAUAUUUGGGACUGCGCACAAGACUUGGAUUAAGACACUUUUUAGGAGUCUCACGAAUCAGAUAUACAUGUACAGUAAAACCUGUGUACAAAGAACACCUUUGGAGCCACAAAAUGUGUUCACUAUAUUUAGGUGUUCACUACAGAGAGGCAAUUUUAUAGAGAACUCAGUAAGUGGAGUAUGUGCUGAGAAGAUGUAUUCACUAGUCACAGGUGUUCACUAG